GUAAUCGUGGUGAUACCUGUGUCGGCUGGUAUGGCCCCAUUUGCAUGGUGUUGAAAGUCGUCCUCACAAACCCUGGAGCUGGCCACGGUCCCUCCUGCCCAGGAGGAUGCCGUGGGUUCUAGUAGCGUGCUGGGGGUUGGCUGGGCACACACUCCUGCGACUCUCCCGCCCGCCUGCCUGCCUUGAUGCUCGCUUCCAGCCAGAGGUGCACUUGGCCUUCCCAUGGCUGAGGAAGCUGGUGGUGUUGGCUGCACUUUUCAUGCUUGAAAUCAUUAAAAACUCCAGAUUGCUCAGUUGUAUGGGUUUUGCUGCCAACAGUAAAUUAAAUAGACCAAGUGAAACUGGGCUUUAGGAAGCGUGAGCUCCAACUGCACAGUGCCUGCUGGAGUCACACUGCUAUACCCACCCAGGGAGGAACCGGAGCCUUGUUUGGGUGGGAGCCAGGGGAGUCUCCCUGGUUGUAUCAGAGAAGAGGCUUAGCUGGGCACUCACUGCCUUAGUCUCCUAGUGCUGCUGGAGCAGAAGAAAUAACACCAGCGGGUGGCUUUAAAGAACAGAAAUUCAUUUUCUCAGACUAGGGUUCAAGUCUGAAUUCAUAUGUGGCUCUAGGGGGAGGACUUUCUUGUCUGUUCAGCAUCUAGUAGCUGGCAGUCCUCAGCAUUCCUGGGCUUCAUCUGCAUCCAUCAUUGCCAUCAGAUAGCAUCUGUCUUCACCUCGUAUGUGCUUGCUUCUGUCUGUCUGUGCUGCUUCUGACAGCCCAAAGCGGCGAGGUACAGGACGCACCCUGCACGGGUACGGCUUCAUUAGCGUACAAAACCCUGUUCCGUAUCGGAAUUACAUCGACAGGUGUGGGGGUUAGGAUCCCAACGUAUACUUAGAAGGGGCAUAAUUUAAUCCCUAACAGGCACAUAACAGUUUACUACAAAAAUAAAUCUGCCUUUUCUGUCACUGGUUUACAUAUAUAUAUAAUUUUUUUUUUUUCCUUCUACUUCCCACUAAAUGUUUUGGUAAGGAAAUUGCAGCCAUUGCAUGAGUAGGUAAGAGUAAUUCCAUGAUGUCAUAUGAAUCCCACCUUUUCUCCCCCUCAGCAGGAGGUGAAAGGGGAACUUGGACAUAAAGAUGGUGCGUUUUGUCUACCCGUAAUGUGUGUUAAGUGAGUAGUGACUGAAACGUCCUGAGACUGCUAGCUAAGAACCAAAGGAGCCAGGCCCCAGCACUGCUGCUGCAGACGGCUGUGUCCUGGAGAUGGCUGGCUGGUUCUCUUCCCCCAGCUCAGGGCCCUGACUUCCCUUAAAAAGUAGGAAAAGGAGCUGGGAGGGAAUAUCCGAGGGCAGGGGCACAAGCAGGAGGGUCCAGGGUCAGAGAAGCUGCAUAGAAUUCCAAGGCGAGGCUGACAGGCGGCCCCUUCUAGACCGUCCUCUGCCCUGUGGUUCUUUGCUGCGGGGUAAUGGCAAGAUCCAGUCCGGAGGACACCUUGACUUUAUGAACAUGGAGGAGAAGCGUUUAAAUCAGAAUUAUACCAGCACUGAUAAACCUUUGCUCUGGGCUUUUCCAGAAGAAGCCUGCAUCAGCCAUUCUCCUUCCCUGAGUAACAUUCUCUACAGCCCAUAUAAGCUAUUUUCUGGUGGUGGUUUUCUUCUUUUUCAUUUUGUUAUCUUCCUCACAAUCGGUUCUUUUUUUUAGUUUGGUUACAAUUAUUUUUGUCCCGAUCAGUUCUUCUCUGUUUUAAUUUUAUAAAGAAAACUUGACUAAUCAAUCCUUUUAGUAAAGUUUUACUGAUUACAGCUUCUGCCAUUCUGACUUAUCUUAAUCCAUCAGUUUAUUCUGCAUUGAUUAUUCUGGCCAUGCCUAAUUUUCCCAGUGUCCUUGGUGUCAAAGCUCCAGCACCUCAGAUACCUGCUUCCCCUCAAGACCACAUCUAGAUGCUCCGCAUACCUCUGUCCUGGCUUGGCACUCUCUCCCGCCAUGGCCGUCGCCCCAUGUCCUCACACCACUGCCCUCUGGUCACCGUGCUGCCUCCCUGCCCCUGCCUGUUUCCGACUGAGGGAACUGUUGGCCAAAGAAGGGCUUCCUCCAAUGCUUCCUGUCCAGCCUUUCAGAGGCCCAAGGGAACUACCAGACGAGCACAGCAAGGGCCUGGCAUUCACUUGAAGGAGGGUGGUGUGUGAGAGCUGUGUCCUGCAUGAGUGCUCCUAUGAGUCCUCCCACACCUCAGGCAGCACCCAGCCUGCGCCUCACCCAGCACCUCGACCAGUGCCUUGCCUGGCGCCCAACCCUCACCUCACCCGGUGCCCAGCCCGCUUCUCUCCUGGUGCCCAGCCUGCUCCUUACCCAGUGCCCAGCCCAUGCCUCACUCAGUGCCUCAUCCAGUGCCCAGUCCAUGCCUCACCCAGUGCCCAGCUGAGCCCCACUCGGUGCCCAGUCUGCUCCUCACCUGGUGCCCAGCCCAGUGCUCUGACACAAAGGCCCAGGAAGCAACCUAAUAAUCAUAACUACCUUACCUACCCCACGUGGCAUGUUCGCACAUGAUGUGCUUUAUCUCAUGGGACUCAGCGACCCAGCAAGGCCAUUACUGUCAUCUCCACUUGAUAGGCAAGACAGCUGAGGCUCCAAGCGGUGAGGAAAAUUCCACAAGACACAGGUCUGUCUGAUGGUGGAAAUGGCAUAUAGUCAGGACCCUAUGCCGUCUCUGAUACAUGCUUGCCAAGUGGAAGAAGCCACACAGUUGCUGGGCCAAGGCUCCAGGGGCUGGACUGAGAGGACAGAGGAAGACUGACAAGCUCCUUCUCCUGCUCCGUUUCCGGACUAGGACCCACGCUUCACUCCUUCUGUGGUGAGGAGGUGGGAGGAGAGAAUGGAGAGGGUCAAGGAAUGCUCCAGUAGUCUACGCACCUGUCCCUGCCCUGACUUCCAAGAGAGGAACGUCCCCCCAAAAUUAACCCGAAGACUGUCCCUCAACCCCAUGAGCCUUUUACUACCUUUUGACCCAGAGAAAGAAUUUCAGCUCAGGCCCUCCCUAGGAAUGCCUACUUUCCCGCUGCUUUAGACUUCAGACUUCUGAACAUGAUGCGAAAAGGAAAUGGAACGGCUGCCAUUGAACGCACACACGGAGGUGUUCCAGAUGACGAGAGCCAUGUGUGACAAAACACUGUGCACUUCUCAUCUGGGGUCACCCAUAUAAAUCGGGACCAUCUGUCCCUACUGCAUCUUACCCUAACCACCAAAUGUCAGUGUACCACUGAGGAUCACUGGGGAAAACACAGGCCACGCACCCACAUGGGGCACCUCAGAACGCUCAGCACUUGUCCCUGAGCACCUGGGUCUGACCUUCCCGCAGGGGCCUGUGAUGCUGAUCGGGAGGCAGGGCACAGAAAACGUCAUGAUUUUAAGGACAAGCCUCCAACUGAAGGUCACAGGGCAGAACCACCAGCCCGUGGCCACAGACAUUGGGGCAUCUGCCUCUCAAGCAGGCAGCUCUGCAGUCACUGCCCUCGAUGAUGGUGGGUGGACUUACCAGUGCCUAUUUUCUAAUAAACCCUUUGGACCUUCUUUGAUCCCACUUCUGCCCAGAGAGUCUCCUGCCGGGAGUCCUCCAGCCCCUGCAGCGACCUUCCAAUGACGGUGACCCGUGCACAUGGGUGAACAGUCUGCGCAGCACAACUCAACACCCUCUUCUCCCCUUUUCAUUCCAAGAAGUCUUACAGAACCUCUUUGUCACUCCCGAGGUGCAACUUACAUUUAGCACAGUUUUAUUCCUAGUGAAUAAGUCUGUGACUCAGAUCCUUCGUUAGGAGGAUGGUUGUACUCGUGAGCCCAGGGAGCGAGGACAAGCCUUGUGUUCCGUUAGCCAAAUCUACUGGCCAGUGGGUCCUGACAUUAUUCCUGGCAUCAGCCUCAGCCGUCACACAGGCUGUGUCCUCCUGGUCUCUAGUCUUCACAUAUGCGUGUACUUCAGCCCUCUCCCCAUUUCACCCAGCCACUCCUAGCCAUCCUUCAGAUGCUCUUCACAUCUCUGGAUACCUGACUAGAUCAGUCCCCUUGGUAUGUGCUUUCAAGCUCUGUUCUUACCAGUUUUAACACAAGGAUUGCAUGCUGAGGUAAGGUCAAGAGUGUGAGGCAGUAGGGAGUGGUGGGGACUGUGGAGAGAAAGGCACACUAGAGGGGAAGUUCCUGCUUGGCCCUGGCAGACAGCUGCCUUAUGAGAGGGUGGGCCAGUGUUACCAGAUCUUCCAAAUCUUCAAAGAAAGCCAGAAACUUGUAUUUUUUUUUUUAAAAUGAAGCCCCCACCCCGGACAUUUAAAUGUUGGCAAAUAUUUUGUAAAACAUUGUAGGCCAGACAAAACACAUCUGUGGCCUCUAGCCUAUAACCUCUGGUUUCAUUUGUUGCCCUCUCGACCCAGCAGCCCAGGGACACAUGCCUUGUCUCCUCUGCUCCCUACGAUGUCUGGGUCAAACAAAUGAACCAUGGAGACAGAUGCCAGAAAGGGGAAGGCAUCCCACCCCCAUUCCUGCCCUCUCUUUUAUCGCCUGUUGGAAAUUUCUCUUAACUCCCCUUAAGUCCUCCUCCUGGGCCACCGCCAUAGGACUCUCCACCCGGAAGUGUCACAAUGGCCAGAGCAGCCUCCAGCUCAGGGCCCUCUGUGACAUCACCCACGGCCCAGCCUCAGGUGCCCAGUCUCCCAGUUACGAGGGCAAACCAGCCCACCAUGAGCAACUUCCUGCCCUAUCUCUGCUCACCAUGCAGACGCUGAAAUGGUUCCUGUUCUUGCCUCUGUGCUUCUCCUGUGGCUAUGCCUUUAUGUUUUCUUCUCUGAGAGAGAAAGUCAAAGAACCCCAGGGGAAGGUGCCUUGUGGGGGGCACUUUCGGAUUAGGCAGAAUCUGCCAGAGCACGCCCAAGGCUGGCUUGGGAGCAAGUGGCUCUGGCUCUUUUUUGUUGUUGUGCUGUAUGUGAUACUAAAGUUUCGAGGCGAUAGUGAGAAGAGUAAGGAUCAGAAUCUUCCCAGCCUUCGAGGCUGUUCAUUUCGCUCUCCACUAAAGAAAAAUCAAAAUGCUUCCCCCAACAAAGACUAUGCGUUCAAUACCUUAACCCAACUCGAGAUGGACCUUGUGAAGUUUGUGUCCAGGGUGCGGAAUCUUAAAGUCAUCAUGGCAACUGGCAGUAACCUCAGGCUUCAAAAUGCAGAGCUGCCUGCAGACCCCCACAAUAACAUUACAAUAUAUGAAAUAUGGGGAGAAGAAGACUCUGACUGAAAGGAUUUGUGUGUCAGAGGAGGACAGAAGAGUGAAGUGUUGACAAACUAUGCAAAUUAAUAAAAUGAUUCUGAAGAAA
Loxodonta africana (African savanna elephant) is the source of this 5330-nucleotide messenger RNA. RefSeq names its product replication termination factor 2 (gene RTF2). Gene Ontology annotation, cellular component: nucleus. The transcript is spliced from 2 exons. Gene Ontology annotation, biological process: site-specific DNA replication termination at RTS1 barrier; mitotic DNA replication termination. Lineage: Eukaryota; Metazoa; Chordata; Mammalia; Proboscidea; Elephantidae. The record is from RefSeq and is a predicted model, not a curated record. Bases 4415 to 5251 code for a protein of 278 amino acids.